AUGUCAAUUCGAAGGCGGUCCGCGUACCAACGUCGUGCCGGAGACCAAAAGUUGCGAUUUACUGAGAAUGGCACAUUCCAAAUAUCAGUUUUUGGUGACUUGCAUUUUGCUGAAGAUGAGGAAGCGGACAAUAAGACAAUAGGGGUGAUGAACAGAGUUCUUUCUUCAGAGAACGUACAACUCGUGGUACUCAAUGGAGAUUUAAUCUCUGGCGAGGUAACACAAAGCUCCAACUCUAGUCUUUACGUUGAUCGGAUUGUUGCACCACUAGUCGACCGUGGUUUACCAUGGGCAUCGACUUAUGGGAAUCAUGAUAGCGAGAUUAAUCUGGAUCCCGAAGAGAUGUUUCAUCAAGAGACAAAAUAUCAAAACAGCUUAACCCAGAGAAGUGUUCUGGGCUCCACUGCCGGCAUCACAAACUAUUACCUGCCAAUAUUUCCGCAUGAGACUUCGAACGAUAGCAUCCCUCUAUUUAUCCUGUGGUUUUUUGACAGCCAAGGUGGUCAUUAUGCCUUGAAAGAGAAUGACGAUGGCAAAUCAACCCCGAGACAGAAUUGGGUAGAUGACACAGUUGUUGAAUGGUUUAUGAAAGCCAAUGCAAACUUAACAUCUACCUACGGGCAAACAAUCCCAUCUCUAGCCUUCGUCCAUAUCCCAGUUAAUGCAAUGCGCGCAUUCCAGCAAUCUGGCGUUAGCCCAACCAGCGAACCAGGAAUCAACGGAGAACGAGUGCAGCAACAAGGCUAUGACGCCAAGGCCGGCUACCAUUCUCAAGACUUCCCAUUUAUAAGCGCUCUGCUGAACACCACGGGGCUGGCGGCGACUUUCAGUGGACAUGAUCAUGAUAACGAUUGGUGCUUCAAGUGGGAUAGUAAACUUUCUGGCCUCAAUGUCACGGGAAAUGGUAUGAACAUGUGCUACGGCCGGCAUACGGGAUAUGGAGGGUAUGGCGAAUGGGCGCGUGGUGGAAGGCAGAUUUUGUUGGAUCAGCAGUCACUUGGGGAUGAUAUCCGGACUUGGAUUCGGAUGGAAGAUGGGUCAAUUUCAGGUGAUGUUCAUCUCAAUGCGACGUACGGCCAUGACCGAUAUGGGCUGUCGCAGAGGAGUUUCAGUGGGCAAAAUGGUGGUCUUUCUCCUCCAUACUUGGGUGUUAUUUAUUUGUGGAUGUUUGUCUUUUCUGGGCUUAUAUCUGGGUUUCGUUUAUGGUAA
Penicillium samsonianum is the source of this 1209-nucleotide messenger RNA. Its product is annotated as metallophosphoesterase family protein. NCBI's taxonomy places the organism in Eukaryota, Fungi, Ascomycota, Eurotiomycetes, Eurotiales, Aspergillaceae. The record is from RefSeq and is a predicted model, not a curated record. Gene Ontology annotation, cellular component: cytoplasm. Bases 1 to 1209 code for a protein of 402 amino acids. Gene Ontology annotation, molecular function: hydrolase activity, acting on ester bonds. The transcript is spliced from 4 exons.